Messenger RNA from Papaver somniferum (opium poppy), 4072 nucleotides. RefSeq names its product phytosulfokine receptor 2. The record is from RefSeq and is a predicted model, not a curated record. Gene Ontology annotation, biological process: protein phosphorylation. Lineage: Eukaryota; Viridiplantae; Streptophyta; Magnoliopsida; Ranunculales; Papaveraceae. The transcript is spliced from 2 exons. The coding region runs from base 618 to 3791 and encodes 1057 amino acids. Gene Ontology annotation, molecular function: protein kinase activity; ATP binding; receptor serine/threonine kinase binding.
CCAUUACUCACUUCCCUUCACCCCAUUACUCUCCAGAGAGAAAGACAAAAUAUGUGUGAACUGUUAACUGGAAAACUCAAAACAAAAUAUAGAUUCGAGACCCAUGGGAUGGAUGUGUCCUUCUUAGUUUGAUUUUUGGGUUUUUUAAUCCUUCUACUUCAUUUAGAUUCUGUCGUUUAUUAAAGAGAGGAAAAAAAUAUUCUGGGGCAUUAAUUUUUUUCUUUCUGGAGAGUUUUUGAUGUAGGGUAGGCACAAAAGGAUUCUUACUUAGCUUUUAAGUGAGGUGUUGGUUUUAAUGGUUGUGGGGGGUGAUUUUUGAGGUGUUUUAAUGGUUUUAAGUUUUUUUUUCUUUCUCGGGAAUAUCUUCGGUAUGUUUGAAGAACAGUUUUAAGCAAGUGGAUUUGGUGGGUUUUAGGUACAAAAAUUCUGGUUUCUUUCCUACUCAAAAUAGUAAGAAAUCUUCAUCUUUGUUUCACUUGCAAGUUUUUAGAUUCCCAUUCAUCUUUCUUUCUUUCUUUCUCGUACACUACCAACACUGUUCCACUUCAAUAAUGGGAAUUUGUGUUAUUUUCAUUUGAGCGUUUGAGACUGUGAGUAUCUUUUAGUUUCACUAAGAAAUGAUGCUGGAAUUUGUCCCAAUGACUUUCAUCAAAUGGGUUCUCAUUGCUACUUUAAUCUCUUUAAAGUCUGGAACCCUAACACACAGUUGUGAUCCGAACGGGUUGCAAUCAUUGAAGCAAUUUGCAGGUAAUCUUACUGAUGGAUCAAUUAUUUCAGCUUGGUCUAAUGAUUCUGUUUGUUGUAAAUGGGAUGGUGUUGUCUGUGGUAGUAUAACAAAAACAUCAGUUAUUAAAUUGAUUCUUCGAAACAGAGGUCUUAAAGGGAUUAUUUCAGACUCAUUAGGUAAUUUACAUCACUUGAAGUUUCUUGAUCUUUCAUUGAAUCUUUUAGAAGGUGAAGUUCCACUAGAUCUUUCCAAUUUGAAGCAGCUAGAAGUUAUUGAUCUUAGCCACAAUAAGUUAUCAGGACCCAUUUCUAGGGUCCUUGCUGGUAUGAAAUAUAUUCGCUCAAUUAAUUUAUCUUGUAAUUCUUUCAAUGGUGAUUUGCUUCAACUCAAUACUUUUCCGAGUCUGGCUGUUUUCAAUGUAAGCAAUAAUCUGCUUAAUGGCCGGAUUGAUUCUAAAGUGUGUAGUGGUUCAAGUGCAAUUCGAGUUAUCGACUUAUCGAUGAAUCAGUUUUCUGGACAAAUAUUUGAAGAAGGUUUAACAAGUUGUAGUACUUCUCUUCGGCAAUUACAUGUUGAUUCCAAUUCACUCUCGGGGCAUCUUCCGGAUACUCUCUAUUGGAUAUCAUCUUUGGAGCAGUUAUCUAUCUCCAAUAAUAAUUUCUCUGGUCAGUUGAGCAAGAAACUAAGUAAGCUUUCUAAUCUUAAAACUUUGACCAUUUCCGGAAACCGAUUCUCUGAUUCUUUCCCUGAUGUGUUCGGAAACCUCAGUAGACUAGAGGAAUUGAUUGCACACACUAAUAUCUUCUCCGGUUCAUUACCAUCUUCUCUUUCUCUGUGUUCACUAAUUCAGGUUAUUGAUCUUAGAAACAAUUCUAUGUCAGGGUUUAUUGAUCUUGAUUUCAGUGGGAUGGCCAAUCUAACUUCACUUGAUCUUGCCUCUAACAGUUUCAUUGGAUCCCUACCCACCACCUUAUCUAGUUGCCACAAAAUGAAAACUCUAAGCCUCGCUAAGAACGAAUUAAAUGGUUCUGUCCCUGACACCUUUUCCAACUUGACAUCCCUUUACUUUCUUUCCUUGUCAAACAACACCCUCACAAACUUAUCAAAGUCAUUGAAUGUGCUCCAGCAAUGUAAAAACCUCACAACUCUUAUCCUUACCAGGAAUUUCCAUGGAGAACAAAUUCCGAACAAUGUUGACGGCUUUGAGAAUCUGAGGACCCUUGCAGUUGGAAACUGUGCUCUUAAUGGUCAAAUCCCGAUGUGGUUACUGAAAUGCAAGAAGCUACAAGUUCUUGAUUUGUCGUGGAACCGUUUGAGUGGUAAUAUCCCUCCGUGGAUUGGUGAGAUGGAGAGUCUGUUUUACUUGGACAUCUCCAACAAUUCUCUAACUGGGGAAAUCCCAAAAAGCUUGGGAGCUUUAAAGAGCAUUGUUUCCCCAAUCAGUUGUGCCCCAGAAGUUACUGCGACGGUUGGGAUUCCGUUGUUCGUUAAGCGUAACCAGAGUGCUCAUGGUCUGCAGUACAAUCAAGCCUCAAGCUUUCCUCCAUCUUUAUUGUUGUGCAACAAUAUGCUUAAUGGAACAAUAUGGCCCGAGAUUGGGAGGUUGAAGGGUCUUCAUGUUUUAGACUUGAGUAAGAAUAACAUCACAGGAAACAUCCCAGAAACUAUCUCAGACAUGGAGAAUUUGGAAAUUUUAGACCUAUCAAGCAAUGAUUUGUCAGGUUCAAUACCCACAUCAUUUAACAAGCUUACAUUUCUGUCGAAGUUCAGUGUUGCCAACAAUCACUUAAGUGGAAUAAUUCCAUCAGGAGGGCAGUUCCUUAGUUUCUCCAACUCAAGUUUCGAGGGAAACCCAGGUUUAUGUGGAGCACAAGGUCCUCCUUGUGGGGUAGCUGCAACAAUGGGUUUGAAACCUAGUAUCCCAUCUGGUUCAAACAGUAGCAUACGUCGAAGCACCAUCCUCGGAAUAACAAUCAGUAUUGGAGUUGGGAUUGCAUUGCUCUUGGUUGUUGUCUUGCUUAAGAUGUCAUUAAAGGGCGCACCAUAUUUGAUUGACAAUGUGGAAGAUGAAUUAUACAGGCCCCACAGGUUAUCAAAUGCAUUUGGGACAUCAAAGUUGGUUGUUCUCUUUCAAAAUGCAGACUGUAAGGAGUUGACCAUCGGAGAUCUGUUAAAAUCCACGAACAAUUUUGAUCAAGCAAACAUUAUUGGUUGUGGAGGAUUUGGUCUAGUUUACAAAGCCUAUUUUCCUAAUGGCACAAAAGUUGCAAUCAAGAGACUUUCAGGCGACUGUGGUCAGAUGGAACGUGAGUUCCAGGCAGAAGUUGAAGCCCUAUCAAGAGCGCAACAUAAAAAUCUUGUACCUCUGCAAGGUUAUUGCCAGCAUGGGAAUGACAGAUUAUUGAUUUAUUCUUACAUGGAAAAUGGAAGCUUGGAUUAUUGGCUUCAUGAGAGGGUUGAUGAAGGGUUGCCACUGAAAUGGGAAAUUCGGCUUAAAAUAGCUCAAGGAGUCGGUAGGGGAUUGGCCUACUUACAUAAAGGUUGCGAACCAAAUAUAGUUCAUCGAGACGUAAAGUCGAGCAAUAUUCUCUUGAAUGAAAAAUUUGAAGCUCAUCUUGCAGAUUUUGGUCUCUCUAGGCUUGUCAAUCCUUAUGAUACUCAUGUUUCAACUGAUCUUGUCGGAACUUUAGGGUAUAUUCCUCCAGAAUAUAGCCAGACUUCGACAGCUACUUUCAAAGGCGAUGUUUACAGUUUUGGAGUUGUUCUUUUGGAACUUCUUACUAGUAGAAGACCAGUAGAUGUUUGCAAGGCAAGAGGAUGUAGAGAUUUGGUAUCAUGGGUUUUUCAAAUGAAAUUGGAAAAGAAAGAAGAACAGAUUUUCGAUCAGUUAAUCUGGUGUAAAGCUCAAGGAAAACAAUUUUUGGAAGUACUAGAAAUUGCAUGUAAAUGCAUAGACCAAGAUCCACGCCGACGACCUACAAUAGAACAAGUUGUUAUUUGGUUAGAUAGUGUUCAAACUGAUCAUGAUUCAUACAGUUCAGCUUGCUCACCGAAGGAAAGUUAGUUGAUUUGGAAGCUAUAAAUGUAAAAUAUAUAUGUUGUGAGCAAUUACGAUGGUUUGGAAUAGCAGUCACAAUACUUGUAUUAUUCCUAGAUAGAGGGUUACAGUUUUGCCGAUAGAACAAGUCGAGUUUGAGCUGUCUUCCUUUUUCUUUUAAUGUAUACUUUCUUUGGCUCCAUCUUUCCCAUGCUUGCAAGUUUGGAGUGUAAAUAUAAUUUCUGGUUUGAACCGAAAUAGGUAUGGCUAACUGUGAAUAUUAAUGCCUACAUUCUUGUUCUUCUGCA